Molecule: messenger RNA, 195 nt
Organism: Ilex paraguariensis (yerba mate)
Lineage: Eukaryota; Viridiplantae; Streptophyta; Magnoliopsida; Aquifoliales; Aquifoliaceae
Source: the annotation of a GenBank genome assembly
AUGAUUUCCCAUCGGAGCCUCAAAGAUCAGUUUCCAUGUGCAUUCACCCAGAAAGGGACAGAAAAAAAGAGAUUCAACCAAAUUCCAAGAGAAGUAAAAGUUUCUUCAAAGCCUUGCUUAGCGUACACAGGUCAAGAAAGGAAGAUGUACCAUACUGGUAUCGGGAUGGCUACUGAUAGGGUGAAGACGACAUGA